AUACCCACGCACACAAUUUCAAACAACUCGGUCUUACUCAUCCCAAUGUCUACUCAUCUCCGUCAUACUUACAGAUACUUGCUCAACUCGGGCUCACGGGCUGGCAACUUUAGUUGAGGAUUCAAUGGCUCGGGGGUGGUGGGUAUCGAGACGUAGAGAGGCUAGGGGGAUAAAGGUUGGGACAUUCUAUCUACCUAACACUAAAACUACCUAACCCCCCUUUUAACCGAAACCCAACCAUUUCCAGUACCUCCCUGCCUGCUCCCUGUUUGCCCCUACCUCACUCCUACAAGGGGAAAGUCGUCCCCUGGUCUCUAUCUACCCUUCCUCUCCUCCUCAUCCUCCCAACGACCACCCCCCUCCAGCCACCCACUAAACCACCCGGCCACCCCGCCUGCCCACCCACUUGCCACCCGACUGCCGUCGAGGAAACAACCUGCAACUCCUAACCGGCAUUAUAUUCGUUAUAUUUAAUAUCAUUUAACAGUUUUCAUUUAUACAUAUUUAUUUAACAUUUUAUAAUAUCUGUCCCUUUGUACUUGGCUUCCUCGUUUAUUUUUUUUGUUAACAACCCCGUGUUUUUAAAACUACCGACGUUAUACACCGCCACGGGCAACUAUACAACUUGCAACAAUUCAUCAGUACAGGAUUAUAAAUAAAAGCAUCAAAAAUGGAAAGCGGUGCAAUUGGGAUAGGUCGUCUUGAUUGCUAUGAAGACAUGUUCAAAGAAAUAACCCGCAAAUUAUACGGCGAUGAUCCAGAUCAUAGAACUUCCAGUGUACAAAAUGAAUUUGAAGCUUCAGUUUCAUACAAAAAUGAAGAUGACAAUGGCGCUAAUGAUUCGGAUGACGGCAAUUGGACAUGUGAAGAUGAACCACUUAAAGGAACAGACGGUAGCAGAAUAGCUGCUUAUAAUCCUGGAAAAGCAACAUGGCGUUGUUAUGAAUGUGGGGAUUGUUUGACUGGGAGCCCGCGUGAUGUUGCUGAGCACUUUAUGGAAUUGCAUUCAUCUCGAUUACUUGAUGAUGCGCGACAUCAUCGUGACCAUGGAUCGCGCAAGGAUUAUUUACACAGUGAUCCAAAACUCGAAGAUAUACUUAGUUACCUGGAAAAGGUGCGUGAUAAAGCUGAAAGAGUGUCACCACCUUCAAGACGCACUCAAGAAACACAGACUAUUCCAGCUGCUCUGUUACCUGCUACUUCUAAUUUUUUGCUUCAAGAGUUACCUUCAACACCUCCACAACAUUUACACUCAAGUCCAACAAUGAUGACAUCAUCAGCAACAAAUUUAUCCAGCAGUAAACGUUACACAUGUCCUUAUUGCCCUUACGGUACUGACCGACGCGAUCUCUACACCCGUCACGAAAAUAUUCACCGCGAAGAAAAACCUUUUCACUGUUACGUCUGUUACAAACCAUUUAAUCGCGCCGAUCAUGUGAAAAAACAUUUCCUCCGAAUGCACCGUGAGCACACUUACGAGCUGUCGCGAAUACGUCGCAGUCCGGGAUCAUCAGAUGCCAAACCGCCGCUGAUGCAAGACAAUGCCGCAAACACUACCGCUAAUCAAAUAAACGGCAACAAUCAGAAUAGUUAUACAAAUUAUAAUAACAAUAAAAAUUAUCAGUUACCAACUAGUCAACCACCAACGACGAAUCCCGUGACCGCAGUCUAUCAGAACUCGAUGGCGGUAGGAAAUAUCCAAGAUGCCAAUUGUGGUAACAGAAGGAUCCAACCAACCGGAUGUAAUAGCAAAAGUCAUUUGAAAGCUGGAUCUAAAGGCGCCGAACGAAGAUACACCUGUUGCUAUUGUUCUUGGAGCGGCGUUGACAAUUGGUGCUUAAAACGUCACUUGAACACUCAUCUAAAACCAUUUGCUUGCUCACUGUGUGAAUACAAAGCAGCGCGAGCUGAAAGACUAGCCACUCAUGUGCUUAAAGUCCACAACAAAAGACAGUGCUCUAGGUGUUCCUUUUUAGGUGAAGAUUCUGCGCAAUUACAGUUACAUCAAUUACAUGUGCAUCGGAUUAAUAAUGGUAGUCCUGGUAAUGCGAAUAUUGUUAAUAACACUAGUGUUGGUACUACUUCAACUGCACAAACUAGUCUUCAAACAUCUAGUACUACUCCUUGUCGUACGGAUCCUAUCCAUUUAAGUGGAGGUCGUCCACCACCUGGACCUCCAGUAUUUCCAACUCAAUCAACAAUCGUACCACCACCUACAACAAUCCUUGGCAUGACUAAUGGCCGUAACAAACGGAAACAAAGAGCACCACGCAAAAUAGUUAAAAGAAGUGAUUUAAAACAAGAACAAGGAUUAAAACAAACCGAUGAAGAACAGGAAAAUUGUUUCAAUGACAAUGAUGAAGACGAAACAAUUAAUGAUAACAUUAAUAAUAAAACAAAUUGUUUGAAUACAAGAAGCUUUAGGUGUUAUCUAUGUCCAAACAAUGCGCAUGCAAGAGCAUUAUCAACGAAACCUUAUCAUACAAAAGCAUCAUUAACAUUACAUAGGUUAUGGCGUCAUUCACAAAAUAAUAAUAAUAUUAAUAGAAAAAUGGUUGUUGAUAUGUUUAAAAACAAACAAUCGACAGCACAAUCUAUUAUGAUGUAAACAAUGGACAUCUAUAUAUUUGUUUAAGCUUACCAAUGAUCACUUUAAAUAAUUAUUGAUACCGUAAUUAUAGUUAUAAUUUAUAAAUACAAAGUAAAUAAAUAAAAAACGUGCAAUGAAUAUAACUGUUGUUUUUAAACAAUAUGUAAACAAAUGUGUGAAAAAUAAUUUAUAUAAGCAAAUUUAAACAAGUAAUUCAUAAAUUUCAAUGUGAAUACUAUUUAUCUUUUGUUUAUUUUUCGUCAGUACAAAAAUAACAUUUGUUUUCAUUAACCUAUAUUCAUUGUUUCGUAUGUUAAUGA
Messenger RNA from Microplitis mediator, 2910 nucleotides. It is a transcript of the gene chn, whose product is annotated as zinc finger protein 570. Lineage: Eukaryota; Metazoa; Arthropoda; Insecta; Hymenoptera; Braconidae. The transcript has 8 exons. Bases 671 to 2608 code for a protein of 645 amino acids. The record is from RefSeq and is a predicted model, not a curated record.